Pyricularia grisea is the source of this 3348-nucleotide messenger RNA. RefSeq lists its product as uncharacterized. The record is from RefSeq and is a predicted model, not a curated record. The coding region runs from base 1 to 3348 and encodes 1115 amino acids. The transcript has a single exon. NCBI's taxonomy places the organism in Eukaryota, Fungi, Ascomycota, Sordariomycetes, Magnaporthales, Pyriculariaceae.
AUGGAGAACGGCAACAACCGACCGGCCCUCAAUGGCCGAUCAAGUCUACCUACCUUUGUAGGCGGCAAGUCACUCUCUGCUAAGAAGCACCUCGAUAUCCGACGGCAACCAUCCUUCGAGCGACAACAUGACGACAACAGCCAAUUCAACGGCGCUGCCCGCCGCCGCUCGGCUAUUCCGACCCCGAGUCCUGGCCCGUACCCAUCCUCUACCAUCAACCGCAACCCGUCACCAUCGUUCCGACGCUCGCAGCUCCCACGACCCGGAUCUUCGGCGCAGCAAGAGAGACCUGAUCACGCCAACGUCAUGAGCAACGGCCAGUAUAUGUCGCUGCACGAGGCCAUGCGUCGUAGCCCCUUGGACCUCAGCGAGAGCGAGGAGUCGUCCGCCCGGGGCUCCCCUAGCCCGGCGCCCCGUGAACACCUCGACGGGAUCCGCUCGAGGGAUUUUAAAGGACACUUCAGCAAGAUACCCUUGAACCUCAACCGCAGGCCGAGCUCCAGGCAGUCUACCGGCAGCGGAGGUGCCAUACGUGACGACGAAUCACAGGUGUCGGGUGGGAGCAGUCCCGAUGGGCGACCUCCGUCUAGGCUCCGCCAGCCCACGCAGUACAACACUGACAGGGAUCGGAUAAGUCUCGGUGGCGGAGGGGGUUUGUUCUCCAAGACCAGGGAUGGCGAUGCGGUAAAGCCUGUUGGCACGGCAGGUAGGGAGCUGUCGCGCAAGGCCAGCACAAGCAGUCUGGAUGGCAGGAGGUUUGGAAGCUGGGGAGUCAAGGGCCAGCUGGAUCCGAACUUCAAGAGGAGGCUGAUGUCUCCCGAACCAACAGACACUCCAGUCCACGAUGCCAAUGUGCCGAUUCCCUCGAUAGAAACGGCACCAAUCAACCGUUCCCCUGAGAAGAGCUUUGCUUGGGGCGCAGAAGCAGAUUUUACGGCCGGCGAUUUGCAAGUCUCCGACAGCCCUCCCGUCAAGGUUAUACCAGACACACGACUCGGACUCCAAAAUCUGAAGUCAUUCCAGCCAAUGGUUAGAAGCAAUACAAGGAUCGACGAGAUCAGAAGGCGCGAGAACGAGGCGAUGCUGGAGAAUUAUGAGCAUGAUGAGCCAGAGUCUCCUCGGGAGGAUCAAGAGAUCAUGGCCAAGGAAGCGGAACCUGUCGCUACUAAACCCUUAAUCCACAGAACGAACCACAAACUAGAAGAACUGCGCAUCAAGGAGAUGGCGUCGCUAUCAAAGAAGAGCUUGGCUAAGGAAAGGCUCGACGACAUCAGGAGGCGCAACUCGGCUUCACGCUCACUUUCACCCGAGGCUUACGCCAAGUCGAACUUUGACGUCGAUGAGGAGGUUCCAGAUCAGGCCAAGAAUGUGGAGGUCGUACGAGAGGAUGAAGGCGAGGCCAUUCCAGACACGCCAGUUAUUGUAUAUCGAAGCGAUCGUCGCAAGAGCAUAGGUCAUAGAAAGGUUGCGGAUUUUGAUACCGAGGAGACAGAAAAGGGCAUUCUUCAGCCAAAACCAACAUCACACUACCGAAAAGACUCGCACGACCUUCUUAAAAGGCUGGCUCGUGCAGCCAGCUCCAGCCCCUCACAGGAGAAACCAGCCGAACUACUGGAUGGUAGCAAACAGGGGCAGAACAAAGGCAAGGAGUCGCACAGAAACAUCGACAAUCAACAAGAAAACACGAUGCCUACUUCAGCUACAAACUACAAAUCCUCUUCAAAUCCUCAUCAAAAGGAAACAGGUGAUCUGGCACGAAACUCUGGGUCUGCAUUCGAUGAAGAUAAGGACUCUGCCGAAAUGGACCCACCAAGCAAGCCAGCAUCAGGUGCAUCUUCAAAACGGUCCAGCGCCACAUUUGACCCAACGGACCGCAUCACCUCGGAGAAGAACCUGUUCGAACCUAGAGAGGAUGGUCAGUCUGAACGAGGCGCAUCAGCCGCUCCCUCGGAGCCUGAUAUCAUGAACGACGUCGAGGAAACGCCCCGAGCCAAAAGGCCAGACCCCCAAUCGAUGCCAACGCCCAAGCCACCGGGAGGGUACGUUGAGACGCCAGCCACUGUCAAAGUCGAGGACUUCGCAGUGAGGAAUCGGUCUAAGGGAUCAGUUGUUGAAGGUGCCUCGGUAUUCAAGCGCCCGCGGUCCUUGAUAGAGGUGAAGGCUAGGAGCGAUGGCGAUAACGCAACUAUCGGGCGCUCAAGCUCUAUCUCUGCGGGCAGCAGCGGUAGCCGCAGCAGGCGGCGCUCAAGGUCGCUGCCUCGCGCGCUGUCGCCCCUGAAAAACUCGAUGAAGCUUCCCAGUGCAAGUGAAGAUCUCGAACAGAUCAAGAAGAAGUGGCAGACAGACGACGAUACGAUAGAGAUAGACUUUGAUACCAUCGAAGACUUGGAUGAGCUGAUGAAAGACCUAAGAGAUACGAACGACGAAGCAGUGGCGGAGCAGAAAAAACGUGAAGAAAAACAGGACAAGGAUAAACACACGGCUGUAACACAGAAGCCCAAGGUCGAAGAAAAGGAAGAAAAUGAAGAACUUGAUAACCUUGGUAGGGGCGUUCACCGGGCCCUGCGGGAGGUGCAAGACUCCAGAAAGGGAAUAGAGCGGCUCAUCAAGGCGGCCGAAGCUAAUCCGAGAGACGCGGCCUCCCAACAAGCCAUCCUGGAUCGACUGAAAGCCCUCGAGCAGUCGCAAAGCAAGUUAGGUUCGUCAAAGACAUCAGCGGCAAAAUCGGGCAAGGGUGGCGACCCUGUCGUCCAAGGCGUCAAGGCUACGUCGCGAUACAUAACAUCAUGGUUCUGGCGUCGAGGCGGCGGUCCCUCGUGGCUCGGCAGCCUGCUUAUCAUAAUCCUCGCCUGGGCGUGCCUGGAAACAGCGACCUGCAGCGCCUACUGCCGGCCCACGUCGUGUUCUCCAGGCCAGGACUGCUCGUGGACUCCAUCCGACCCAUUCCCGGGCUACGCACUGCCCGUCAAGGUGGACCAGUGGACGACGGGCGGCCGCGGCCGGGUCCUCUUUGAGCGCCUGACCGAGGAGAUUGGCGACCUGGUGGACGACGCCAAGGACAUGGUCAUGGACUUGGCCUUUGGCGGCGGUGAACCUGGCGGCAGCGGCAUCCGCAAAAAGGACGAACGCCUCAUGACGUGGGAGGAGCGGCGGCGGUACCGUAGGAGGCUGGCGCGGCGCGGGCUCAUCAAGAAGUGGUCGCCGCCGCCCGAGUACGCGGACCACUUCGAGGCCUGGGGCGCCGCGAGGAAGCAGCGCGAGUACGCCGCCAACAUGCGGGAGAUGGGGUACGAUAGGGGCGACGGCCUUGGUGGGGAGAGAAUGGACGAUGAUGAGAGGGUGUUUUAG